AUGGCGGCGCCCUCAGGGCGCCAAGCGGCCCUGGCUCUGGGUGCACUAAGCAGCGGUUGCGUCGGUGCCUUCGUGGUGACCCAGCUUUUCGCGUCGCCUCCGCCACCGAAGCCAUGCCCCUCCGAAAAGGCCCGAAAGGAGACCUUCGACACGUUGGCCAAAAGAUGGGACGUCACGGUUCGUUCCGACGAAUUCCUUGCCGGAAUCGGUAGAAUGCGAAGGAGAUUGGUCCAGCGCGCGUCAGGCAACGUCCUCGAAGUCGCGGUGGGAAGCGGACGAAAUUUUUCGUACUACAAUGCUGGGAAGGUGACGAGCCUUACAGCAAUCGACUUCAGCCGAGAGAUGCUGGAGGUUGCCGGAGAGAAGCGGAAGGAACUGGAGCCAAUCCCCCUCCGACUGAAGCUGGCGAGCACGCACCAGAUGGACUUCAAGGACGGUUCUUUCGACACCGUCGUGGAUACGUUUGGCAUUUGCUCCUUCGAGCAGCCUAUCCAGGCAUUGCAAGAGAUGCGCCGGGUUGUCAAAGACGACGGCCAGGUUCUGCUCUUAGAGCACGGUGCAUCCCAACAUCGGAAGCGGGGAAUGCUACGGCAAAAGCCCGCCGGGGAGGCUUGUGCUAGAUGCCUCCCUGGCUUUCUGCUGCGACAAAGCUCUGCGUGGACGUGGGGAGUACCUCCCGAGCUUGCACCGGACGAGCUGCAGGAUGCCCUGCAGUCGAUCACCUUGCGUGCAGCCGCUUUGCUAUGUCGGGACCGCUUGGAUGUGGGCAGCUUUGCUCCCGAUGUCCAGAAGUUUAGCAUUUUGGAUUCGAUGCCUCCGCGGAUCAAGCGGGAGGUCUUGCGCUUGGCCUCAGCAGAGAUCUUUGCAGAGCGCGCAAUGGGAGCCAUGGUUGGCAUGGCCGUGGCGGACUCGGUCGGUGCCUUCCUGGAGUUUUUGCCUGUUGGGAAGAAGGGCUCACGCUUCAAUCCCAAGACGCUGCAGGUGGAGGGGAGCUUCAACAAGUUCAAGCUGAAGCCUGGCCAGUGGACAGACGACACCUCCAUGGGGCUCUGCUUGGCAGAUUCCCUCCUGGUGUGCCAAGGAUAUGACGGGGCGGACAUUCGCGUGCGCUUCUGGAACUGGUGGCACCGUGGCUACAACAACGCAUUCCGUCGAGACCCAGAGCGCAGAAAGUCUGUGGGCCUUGGGGGGAACGUGGCAGUCUCGCUCAAG
Messenger RNA from Symbiodinium necroappetens, 1212 nucleotides. The record is from the annotation of a GenBank genome assembly. NCBI's taxonomy places the organism in Eukaryota, Dinophyceae, Suessiales, Symbiodiniaceae.